Molecule: messenger RNA, 903 nt
Organism: Clunio marinus
Lineage: Eukaryota; Metazoa; Arthropoda; Insecta; Diptera; Chironomidae
Source: the annotation of a GenBank genome assembly
AUGUCUGGCGCUGAGAAGGAAUCAACUUUUACAAGCUCAGGAAGCUCGCAAUAUCAGAAAAUGAAUUUCGAUGAUGUCACUGUCGAGCAUAAUUGCAUUUUGUCAGAAGUCGUCAUUCUUGCACUUUUCGGAACAGUAAUUAAUGUUGAUUUUCAUAAUUUCACUCUGGGAAAAUUUAUCAUCUCGUUAUGCGCUAUUGUGGGUGUCACAUACAACAUUUAUCUCUUGGUCGAAAUUCUCAACAUCAUCAAAACCAUUCAAGCACCACGAUCAAAGUAUUACGAAGUUAUAAAUCAACUUGAAGCCUACAUGCAAAAGAAACAGUUUCCCAUGCGUCUUCAGAAUCGUUUAAAAUUUUUCUACGAGAAGAAUUUCAGGAAAUCUUAUUACCGUGAAGAUAAAAUAUUUGAGAUUUUGUCAGAGCCACUUCAACGUGAAAUUAUCAUCAACACGAACCAACUGUUUGUAGAAAAAGUUAAACUCUUUCGAAAUGUAUCAAGAAGUCUUGUCACAAAAAUCGCUGGAAGUUGCAAGUGUGAAAAGUUUCUUCCCAAUGAUUUGAUCGUUAAGGCGGGUUCAGUUGCUGAUUGCAUGUGUUUCAUAGCUUCGGGAACUGUUUGUGUUUCAGCGACAAAUGGAAGGGAGUUGUGGCACUUGGAAGACGGAGAUUACUUUGGAGAAGUUGCAUUAAUUCUGAGAAACAACCAGCGAGUUGCUAACGUCACAGCCAUUGAAUUUUGUGAGAUUUUUAUUCUCGAUUACGCCAAAUUCAAGAAAUAUGUGACAACUAAUGAGACAAUUAUGCAAAAUUUGACUGAAACUGCAGAUUUACGUUUGAAAUUGAUGCUCCUGGCUGAAGAAGAACAGAGAAAAAGUUUAUCAUGUUGGUUUGCUUUGAAGUAA